Lactuca sativa (garden lettuce) is the source of this 2099-nucleotide messenger RNA. RefSeq names its product putative amino-acid acetyltransferase NAGS2, chloroplastic. Gene Ontology annotation, cellular component: cytoplasm. Gene Ontology annotation, biological process: L-arginine biosynthetic process. Gene Ontology annotation, molecular function: L-glutamate N-acetyltransferase activity, acting on acetyl-CoA as donor. The record is from RefSeq and is a predicted model, not a curated record. NCBI's taxonomy places the organism in Eukaryota, Viridiplantae, Streptophyta, Magnoliopsida, Asterales, Asteraceae.
UCUUUGCCACUCAAACACGAAUUUUGGACUCUUUUACGAUCGUUGACCGUCUAACCCUAGCGGUGCGGCGGCCCGUGGGGGUCCUCCGCCGAAAGCAAAAAAUAUCGUUAUUUUGCCACCGCUCCUCCACAAUCACACCAUCCUCUCUUAGUCUCAUUGCCUCCAAGCUGCGAUUAAGCUCUACUAUGGCUGUUUCAUCUUCGACUUCCUGCAUCUCCCUCCAAACAUUGUGUCGUCAAAAGGCUACUUCGGACCUUGGUAGUACGACUGGGUCGGUGAAGAUGCCGGUGUUCAACUCCGUUGCAAGUGUCAAGAGAAAGAACGUUUCCUUCAGCACUUGUAAUGUUUUGGGCGAAUUUGAGAGUGAAGGCGCCGGCGAAGCGAACAUUAAUGCUAUGAAGGACGAGGUCUUUGUGACGUUUUUCCGGGAAGCGUGGCCGUAUUUCACGGCUCAUCGUGGCAGCACCUUUGUUGUUCUUCUUUCUGCUGAAGUUAUCGAUAGCUCCCUUUUAGAUCCUAUUUUAAUGGAUAUCUCGCUCCUUCAUGGUCUGGGAAUCAAAUUUGUUCUUGUUCCAGGGACACAUGUACAAAUCGACCAGCGAUUAGCGGAAAAAGGUUGUGAACCUAAGUAUGUUGGAAGAUACAGAAUCACAGACCCCGAUUCUCUGGAUGCAGCAAUGGAUUCAGCUGGAAGAAUCCGUUUCAUGAUCGAGGCAAAACUCUCUCCCGGACCAUCCUUAUGCAGCAUACGCAGACAUGGAGAAAACAGGCGCUGGCAUGACAGUGUUAGUGUUGAAAGUGGUAAUUUUCUUGCAGCCAAGAAAAGAGGAGUUGUUGAAGGAAUUGAUUAUGGAGCAACAGGUGAAGUAAAGAAAGUUGAUGUUGAACGCAUUCGUAAGAAGCUGGACAAUGAUUCCAUUGUCAUCUUAAGCAACCUUGGACAUUCAAGCUCUGGUGAAGUGCUAAAUUGCAACACAUAUGAAGUUGCUACAGCUUGUGCUUUGGCUCUUGGAGCUGAGAAGCUUAUAUGCGUCAUAGAUGGUCCAAUUUUAGAUGAAUGGGGUCGUUUGAUUAGGUUUUUGACUCUUGAAGAUGCAGACAUGUUGAUUCGUAGACGAGCUAAACAAAGUGAGAUUGCUGCUAAUUACGUAAAAGCCAUUGGAGAGGAAGACUCCAAUUCCAAUUCCAAUUCCAAUUCCAUUGAUUUUAGCACCAUGAAUGGAAUGGCAUCGAGUGACAGGUAUACUGCAAAAUUCCAGAAUGGUGUUGGUUUCGAUAAUGGAAAUGGUUUGUGGUCAAGUGAACAAGGGUUUGCCAUUGGAGGACAAGAAAGGUUGAGUAGAUCAAAUGGGUAUUUAUCAGAGUUGGCUGCUGCAGCCUUUGUUUGUAGAGGAGGUGUCCAGAGAGUUCAUUUGCUAGAUGGGAGUAUAUCUGGAGUGCUACUUAAGGAGCUCUUUCAAAGAGAUGGAGUAGGGACUAUGGUGGCUAGUGAUCUUUAUGAAGGUACCAGAAUGGGAAAAGUAGAUGAUCUUCCUGGAAUAAGACAAAUUUUCAAACCUCUAGAAGAUUCUGGAACUUUGGUCAAGAGAACCGAUGAAGAGUUACUCAAAGCAUUGGAUUCUUUCAUUGUUGUGGAGAGAGAGGGGCAAAUUAUCGCGUGUGCUGCUCUGUUUCCAUUUUUUGAAGAAAAGUGUGGGGAGGUUGCUGCGAUUGCUGUUUCUCCUGACUGUAGGGGACAAGGGCAAGGGGACAAAUUACUUGAUUAUAUUGAGAAAAAAGCAUCUUCAAUGGGACUUCAGAAGCUGUUCUUGCUGACAACACGAACAGCAGAUUGGUUUGUAAGGCGGGGGUUUUCGGAGUGCUCAAUUGAGUGUAUACCAGAGGAAAGGCGAAAAAGGAUAAAUUUGUCGCGGGGAUCUAAGUAUUAUAUGAAACAACUGCUACCCGACACUAGUGGAAUCCGUUUUAAUAGUAUGUUUGCUUGAGUUGUGUUGAUAUUAGAUGGAGCUAGUUUUAUGAAUAAGGGAAUGUUUGUUAUUGUGCAUGUGGUUUUGGGAGGUUUUUUUUUUUAUAAAUAAGAGAAUGUUUGUUAGUAUCCA